Messenger RNA from Dovyalis caffra, 663 nucleotides. NCBI's taxonomy places the organism in Eukaryota, Viridiplantae, Streptophyta, Magnoliopsida, Malpighiales, Salicaceae. The record is from the annotation of a GenBank genome assembly.
AUGGAGACGCUUGUUGUUGUGGCUGAACACAGGAAUCAAUACUAUAGCAGAGUUAAGCCACAUGGGCCUGCUAAAUUUGGGACUUCACCUUCUAAGAGCUUUAGGGAUAUCAAUUGCAGGACUUUUCAAACAGGGGCUGGGUUACUCCCAACCCCGUUUCAGACUUCCACUACUCCUGUAACCGAAAGCACCACUCAUGUUCCUCCUGCUUCGUACUCUCCAAAAACACCAUCACCAACUGUGAAGUCUUAUUCCAAUUCUCAUUCUGUUGACGAUGGUGGCUUUAAGACUGCUUCAAAAAGCUGUCCUAUAACUAUUAAUGUUAAGUUUCCUAGAAAGGAGACAUCUUUUAAUGAGGAGAUGGGUUUUGUUAAUGAGAAUUUACCGUUCUCGGAGCGUUGGGCUGGUCCUGCUUAUUCGAAUUCUCCACCACCCAGUUCUUUACCGAUUCCCAAGUUUUCAAUGAGGCCACCAAAGCGAACCGUGUCACUUGAUUUACCUGUGUCUGAUGAUACCGAUUUUGUUGUGCAACCAACUGCCAAGUCUGCACCAGCUUCCCCUGCAAGGGAGCAUAGCCCGUCUAUGAGAGAUUUGUUUCUUAGUGCUGACUCUGCGACGAAGACUCUGCGUCGCAUUCUCAACCUUGAUGUGGCGGAUGAGUGA